This is a messenger RNA of Amoebophrya sp. A25, 3004 nucleotides long. The record is from the annotation of a GenBank genome assembly. NCBI's taxonomy places the organism in Eukaryota, Dinophyceae, Syndiniales, Amoebophryaceae.
GAGUGUGAGAGCUAAAUUGAGGAGUCGAGAAAUCUUACUAGAUGCCCUCCCAGCGAUCAGUGAGAUCCACAAGGUCCCGACUCAUCUUUGUGAGCCCGCCAAGCAAAAGAUGAGUCCCACUUGCGCCGUUCGUCCUCGGCCUCGAUAAAAAUCCCAGAGGUGCUGGCCACCGGACGAACAUAUGAAGGGGUGGAGAUCAAAAAAGCCGUCCUCCUUGUCGGCGGCGCACCUAGUGGCGUGGUCGUGGGCUUUUUUCGCUGUAGAUGUAGAAGCUGUACAACUUCUAGAACGUGUCCUCGAUUCGUGUCCCCCUCCAGCUGACUGUAACUGCCACUGUGAUUGUCCGGAACCUGUUGUCAAAGAACAGCCGCCGCCAGAUCCACCAUGCCCUUUUGUUCCGAUUAUUCCUUAUGGCGUCUGAGGUUUUGCUUUUGGUAAUCAGCUGUUGUUGAACUCAACUUAGACUUAGUAGACUUGAACGACUUCUUCAUGUUCAAUCCUACUUCUUCUAGAUCGAGGACGAGGUGAAGUUGUGUCUUUUAUGACGAACCAGCAACUAUCUAUCACUAUCUUGCUGUUGCAGUCUACGAUUAUGCCGUAUCGACCUGAUCCCAAGCCCUCCUUAUAUCGAUCCCCCUUUCUUCAUUCCCCCGGCCAAAAAACGACCCACGACAUCGAUCCUGCGACUGUCAAGUGCCCAACCGGACAGGUGAAACGCUCUACAGGAGAAUGCUCUGAGAUUACGCCUGAAGCGAUCCAAGAGCUGCAGGGGGUAGUGUCUGCAGCCUUGGCAGAUUUGAAUGUGGCGAGGAAGGAUUUCCAAGACGCGAAGAAGAAUCCAACUGCUGUUCAGGAAGCUGAAUUGAGGAAAAAGAUUCUUUUGUUAAGACAUGACAUGAAACUAUACCAUCUUUAGAUAGAAGGAUCGUGGACCUCCUUUUUCAUCCGGUUACGGGGACAAUGGAAGAUCCAAGAUAGAUGCGUCUCAAGCAGUUAGAUGGAAUUGGUGAAGCUCUAAUCUUGAAAGCACACGAUGCGUAUGAAACCAGUUUGGACAUGCUGCUCGGCGCCUGGGAUAUGGCUCCGUUUCGGAAGAAAAAAGCGGGGGUGGCGGAAGCUGGUAUACUUGUUAGAAGUUUGACGUCUUGUUUUUCUUUUUGCCGUUUUGAGGAACACUUUGACGUCGAAGUGAGGAAAGAACAGCUCUUCAUCAUCAUCUACUUCUAAGCUAGUAAGUAGCUUUUUGAUUAACUUAUAAAUAUAUUCUACUUGAAGAUCAAUCAAAUCUUCCACCUUGAUCAUCAGCUCCCGGUCCUGCGGAAUUCAUCGGCGACAACGCUGCUGAGGGCAAGAAAGCCCAUUGCGAGUCCUGGCCGGCUCUCCUCACGGGAUUUGAAAUGACUAAGGCGAGUUGCGGUAUCGUGUGUCGACAGCAACCGGCGUGUACUGGUUUUUCGAUGAUGGGAGAGGGCAGUUCCCAGGUGUGCAUCUGGUUUGGCUCCGAUGCCGAGAAUGAUCCAGAGUCAGCGUGUGCAAAAGCAGGGAAAGAUAUGGCUGAGGACUCCUUCUUGUUUUUUCUGAUCCUAGUUCUUCAUCAGAUGGGUCGCAUUCGAAUUCGUAUUGUAAGCUACAGCUAGAACAAAAUAAAGAAAAUAAAAGGCAUCGUGUCUAACAACCACGCCUCCGCCACCGGUUUCUAUCUCAGAAACGAGCCUGGGCGAGUCACAACUGAACUUGGGAUUGAUAUCUCAAAGGAUUUGAGCACUGUAGCCAGGCUCCAGGACAUUCUAUCUACGCAGUUCGUUGACACCGACACGGACGCCAAAGGAGCCACUACCCAUUUUGACAACUGGAUGGGCACUGGCAAAAUCGAAGGCACGGAUGAUGAGAUGAUGGGUAUCUCUUAACGUGUGAUUUGAUGAAAGCUUUUGGAAUGUAAGUACAUAGAUGUACGCAAGAAGUAGAGAUGAAAACUCCUGACGACCACUCGAAAUAGCAAGCCAGAAAUAAGAUGACUCAUUUAGCAUGCUCAUCUCCUUCUCCUUCAACGUCUACUCUCUACCAGAGCACUUCCUCGCUUCCAAGCAAGCUUAUUCGCAGGAGGUCGUGAACACCAAAAAAGUUUGGGUCAAGUUGAUGGAAGUAGUGCGUCGUUUAGCAGAAGAAAUCCAGAAAGACGCAGAGGACGUUCAUCCCUUUCCGGAACCACCAGCGGUACUUUUUGUUGUGGUUUUUUUUUCCUCUCUGUAGCAAAGGUCUGUAGCUGUCGCAGCUAGAUUGAAAAUGAAAAUCUUCUACCUCGAUCAACGAAACACAAAGAAUUCUUGAUCCUGCCUGUGAUUUGCCUACGGAGCUUCCGCCCCAAAGCCAAACUUCACUUACACCACACAACUCUCAGCCCCCACCACCACCACCGAAGAAGAAGCCGCUUAGCUGGUCCGAACAUCCGAAUUCACAAGACACCAAGUGGUCCCAGAAGCACCCUGAGUGUCCUCAAGGGCCUCCUUGCGUAUGCGAAUGCGCUUGCCGAGGCUCGCCCGCGCAGAAUUUCGUGCCGGCACCGCCUCCACCACCUAAGCCGUGUCCUAAGGCAGUGCCGCCUCCGGCAAGUGGUAUUUCUGCAGUGGCGCUUCUGCAGGAGCGGAAGAGUUUGCGGCAGAUGAUGGUGGAGAAGAGGAGGAUGAAGGGGAUGAAGUAGAGCUGUUGGACGAGGAUAAGAGGUUGGAUCAUUUACAGUACAUCGCUGUUGACGCGAAGUGUACUAGUACGAUGACUAAGCAGUGGUCCACCCAUUUGUUUUUUCCCAAUAGUGAUUAGCAUUCAGGAGACCACAAGGCAAGGGCAAACUCUAAUUCGAAGAUACCUUUUUUUCCAUUUCCAUCGUCUCUGUCUGUUAAAUAGAAUAGCUCUUCAUCGACGUCUUGCCAGCAAAUACAGCUACGCGGAGCUGUUCCACGUCAACACGGUGAACCGAGGCGGUGGAUCAUGCGAUUGGACUUCGAGA